Messenger RNA from Triplophysa dalaica, 17043 nucleotides. It is a transcript of the gene kmt2ca, whose product is annotated as lysine (K)-specific methyltransferase 2Ca. Gene Ontology annotation, biological process: positive regulation of transcription by RNA polymerase II. Gene Ontology annotation, molecular function: histone H3K4 methyltransferase activity; histone binding; transcription coactivator activity. Gene Ontology annotation, cellular component: nucleus; MLL3/4 complex. NCBI's taxonomy places the organism in Eukaryota, Metazoa, Chordata, Actinopteri, Cypriniformes, Nemacheilidae. The record is from RefSeq and is a predicted model, not a curated record.
ACAAAAACAUAAGCUGUACUAACAUUUGUCUAGGAUGUUACGAAAAAUUUCCAUAUUCUAGUCAUUUUUACUUAUUUGCUACACGAAUUUGGUCGAAACAAGCGACAGAAAAGAUAUUGCUGUCUAUACGCUGAUAAGCGACGGCAACACAUUCGUUUUCAGACUCCACUUCCGCGUUUUACUUCCACCCGCUGACGACUGAAAAGCCUUUUUACCUAGAGUGUUUCCCAAUGUAUUUCUCCGCUGGGUCAGUGAGACUUUUUAAACAUUUUAUUUUCACAGUUUAUACCAGAUAUAAUUAACCUUCUUAGCAGAAAACAUACCGUGUGUUUGUUUUAUAAAUGUUUAGUGUGAGUUAUGCCUCAUUUAAAACACCAACAACGCUUUAUACAUUGAAGUGGAUCUAUUUAACCGUUGCAGUGACAGGCAGUGUUUCGGUCUCUCUUAAACAUGGCCACCAUGAUGGAGUAAACGCUACAACUUUAAAAUUCAUAUAAUCGAGGAAAACUAUGCUUCUUUAACCUAAACGAGGAAUGUUUCGAUCUGAAAUAUCGUACCAAACGCCUAAUCCACAUGAGAGCUUUGGGAAAAGUUUCUUCUUGGAUUACAUACGGAAUUAAGUUGGCUUGAAGCUGGAAGGAAAAGAGAAUUGCAUCAAUUCCAAUGUCAUCAGAGGAUAAGAGUCUGGAGCCCUGUGACCAAGGACCAUCUCCUCCCCCGAGCAGUGCUGGGAGCCCGGCCCCCUCUGAUAAACGCCUGCGGGGCCGAUCGCGCAAUGAUGCUGCCCCCUCAUCUACACCCAAGUCCAAACGGAAGUUUUGUAAUCGAAGUCAAGCUCAAGCUGAUGAUGAGGAUAGCAUGGACACCACUGAUGUCACACCAACUGCAGACAUUGACAUCACAUCAGAAAUGGAUGUGCUGGAGCCAGAGACGGAUGAUGAUUUUCCUGAGCCGCUGGAUUUCAGCCCUAGAGACGAGAGCGCUCUGUCUCCGCUCUUCCAGCGUUCUGUGUCAGAAGACUCUGCUGGCUCAUCUGCCUCCACCACCAGAAACACCAAAACUAGGAAAAAGCUCUGUGCCUUCUGCUACUGUGGAGAGAAGAGUCUCUUGGGUCAGGGUGAGCUGAAAUUGUUUGGACCCACGCCCGGUUAUGUGCCGCUACACAUCCGGAACCGCCGCGGCAGCUCUGAGAAGGAUGACGAUUACCAUGAUGAGGACAAUGAUUUUGAUGACAAUGACAACAACCGGAGCCCGGGUCAGCGCGAGGUUGGCCUGAAAAAGGUCAGCUCUCCAGACAGCGGUCUGCACUCUUCCUCGGCUCCUGGUAGCACAGACCCCACUGCUGAGGAGCCCGGCCACAAGUUUUGGAACGAACAGGGCCAAAUCGGCCUUCCCGAUGGCGUUAACGUUGAAUCUUUAUUCGACCCCACUGGGCAGUGCUGCGCUCAUCUGCGCUGUGCAGCCUGGUCAGAAGGCGUGUGCCGCGGCGAGGGACAGUCACUGCUGUAUGUGGACAAAGCUAUUGACUCAGGGAGCACAGAGUGCUGUGCAUACUGUAAGCGCCUUGGAGCCUCUAUGAAGUGUUGUGAGGAGAGCUGUGGGCGCUCGUAUCAUUACCCAUGCGCAGCUGCUGCCGGAACCUUCCAGGACAUGAAGAAAUGUACUGUCCUUUGCUCAGACCACAUCCAACAAGCUCUCAUACGAUCUAAAGAUGAUGUGCGCUGUGUGGUGUGUGACAGCCCUGGAGAUCUGCUGGACCUACUGUUCUGCUGUACGUGUGGCCAGCAUUACCACGCGCUGUGUCUGGACAUCACAAUAACACCGCUUAAGAGGGCAGGCUGGCAGUGCCCCGAAUGUAAAGUCUGUCUCGCGUGCAAGAACCCAGGGGACGACAACAAGAUGCUGGUGUGUGAUUUGUGUGAUAAAGGCUAUCAUACCUUCUGUCUACAGCCUGUCAUGGAUGCCUUACCCACCAGCGGCUGGAGGUGCCAGAACUGUCGGACAUGUGCUCAGUGUGGCAUAAGAGCCAGAGGUCAAUGGUCUUCAAAUGGUCUGAUAUGUGAGGGAUGUCAACAACAACAGGAAGCAGCUCUUCUCUGUCUCAUCUGUGGACGGAGUCAAAGUACAGACAACCCUACAGACAAACACACCUGCCCUACCUGCAAGAGAUGGGUUCAUGUGGACUGUGAGAGACAGGAGGGUUCUGACCCGGAUGGCCUGGUGAAGGAUGGUUACACCUGCAGCGUAUGUAACCAGGUGGUGGAAGAGACUGGGAACGAUCAGACUGUCAGCCGCCAGGAGACGUCGCUCGCUGACCCAGAGCCAGCUUUAGAUGUCUUCAUGGGUUUUGAGGAAGUGAAUGAGGUAGAGGAGGAAGUAGAAUUGGAGCCAGAGGCCAGUGCUAGUCCACUUCCUUCAGUUCCAGAAGAGUUUCUGUCAUCUGCUGAACCUGUCCAAGAGAUCCAAGUGACGGUCACUCUGACAGAGGGUCCCGAACCUCCUCCAUGCUCCUCCACUUUGGUGGGCGUAUCUUCGCUCUCCUUUCAGGCUCCUUCCACUCAUGAGGAACACGAUCAGGAACACGAUGUCCUCGAUGCAUCAGAGAGGUUGAAAGAAACGGAGGAUACACCAUCUGAAGCUUCAGAGGAUGAACCUAAAGAAGACGUUUCGAAAGCUCUUCCAGCUUUGCCAACCAAAGAAACCUCCCCCAAGCUUUCUCCAGCUCAGGAGGAGGAACCUAUGGAUGUCUGUCCCUCAGAUCUCUCCAGCGUGAAGGAUAAAGAGCUUGUCCCAGAAGCCCAGAGCAUUGGAGAAGGUAUUGAGUAUGGACAAAAGCAAGACCAACAAAGAGACCAAGAGGAGGAGGUGGAGGAACCUGAGCUCAGUUCUGUACUACCUGAAGCCGGUAGCGUCCCACCGGUUGCAGAGCUCAGUUCUACAGUGGAAAUGGAUACUACACCUGUCAGCGACCACAGCUUCUCAGGUUUCAGCUCUCCCACUGAGGAUAAGAGCCUGAUUUUAAAACAUUCCCCGUCAAUGUCCUCCGAAGGCUCCCCCAAGCUGACACAGUCCCCGUUCUCAUCAGAGGCCUCUCCCAGGGAGAUGUCUCAAAACCAGACUCCUACCUAUGGCCUAAACCCAGUCAUAUACAGCCCCAGUGUGUCCAACACCACCUUCAUCCCCCUAACGCCCAAAAUAGGUAUGGGAAAGCCAGCCAUCUCAAAGAGGAAGUUUUCACCUGGAAGACCGAGGGUAAAGCAGGGUGCAUGGAGUAACCGUAGCGCGGUGGGUUCGCCAUCCUGGUCCCCAGAGCGCACAGAGGCCUGGGACAACUCUAAGACCAGGCCGCAGCACGGGAUGCCCAUCUGGAGCAUGAGAUUGGGUCGUGGAUCUGGCUUCCCAGGAAGGAGGCGACCCAGAGGAGCUAACCUGUCUGGAAGAGGUGGCAGGGGACGCUCCAGGCUAAAGGCGGAGAGCAGCCCUGUCGUGACCCCUGGGGUGAAUUUAAUGGCUUGUCCAUAUGUAAUUAAAGAAGAGGAGGAGAACUCCAUGCACAACACUGUAGUGAUGUUCUCCACCUCUGACUCCUUCACACUGAAGCAAGACAUGUGUGUGGUGUGUGGGAGUUUCGGGCAGGGCGCCGAGGGCAGACUGCUGGCCUGCUCCCAAUGUGGCCAGUGCUACCACCCCUUCUGUGUCAAUAUCAAGAUCACGAAGGUGGUGUUGAGUAAAGGCUGGCGUUGUCUGGAGUGUACGGUGUGCGAGGCGUGCGGUCAGGCGAGUGACCCCGGCCGCUUGCUGCUGUGUGAUGACUGUGAUAUUAGUUAUCACACGUACUGCUUGGACCCACCGCUGCAGAAUGUACCCAAAGGCAGCUGGAAGUGCAAGUGGUGUGUGUUGUGUACUCAGUGUGGCGCCACGUCACCCGGCCUGCACUGCGAGUGGCAGAAUAACUACACGCAAUGUGGCCCGUGCGCGAGUCUCUCUGUGUGUCCGGUCUGUGUGUGCAGUUACAGAGAAGAAGAGCUCAUCCUUCAGUGCCGGCAGUGUGACAGGUGGGUUCAUACCUCCUGUCAGGGUCUGAACUGUGAUGAAGAUGUAGAAAAUGCAGCAGACGACGGCUUUGACUGCUCUCUGUGUAAAACACCAACCACAUCUACACCUGCGUGUCCAGUGACAAAAGUGUCGGAAAUCAGCGAGCCUCCUUCAGUGACACCGAUUCUUACAAGACUCAAAGAAAAUGACUUUCAGAGGACGUACACACAGGAUGGAGUAUGUUUAACAGAAUCAGGCUUGUGUCAGCUUCAGAGUCUAUGUCUUCAGACCACCCGCCGCAGACGACAGAAACCCAAACUCAAGCUGAAAAUCAUCAAUCAGAACAGUGUGGCUGUGCUGCAGACGCCUCCUGAUCCACAGUCUGAACUCUUCAGAGAUGGAGAUGUGGAUGACUGUCGAGAGGGCGACCCAAUGGACUGUGAUGGGAAGUCUGACUCCAGCCCAGAGCGAGAGCCCUGCGACGACCACCUGAAAGCAGCCGACGGCAGCGACAGCAACAAGAAGAGGAAGAGGAAACCGUACAGACCGGGUAUCGGUGGGUUCAUGGUGCGUCAGAGGAGCAAAGCAGGGCAGGGAAAAGCCAAACGCUCGCUCAGUCGGAAAGACUCCACAAGCUCUUUUACAGAGAACUUCAUGUUGAAGGAGGAAGGUUGGAAUGAACCGGAUACUCCCGUGGAUGAGACUCCACCGGUAAAUGAACCUCUGGAAAAAGUGAAAAAGAGAUACAGGAAGAAGAAAACCAAACUUGAGGAGGCCUUCCCAUCAUACCUACAGGAGGCAUUCUUUGGUAGGGAACUCCUGGAUAAAAGCAAGCACACCAAGCUGACAGUGGAAACAGGGCUCGUGGACGAAGAAGCCAAUCGAUCGGAUCGCAAAUCCCAUAAGUGCAGCUUUCUGGACCCAUUAUCUGACCCGCUUCUGAGUACCACAUCCACUCCAGCCUCAUUUAAAGCUGGCCCACUGCCAAAUGUGGAGGAUCCUUUAGCGGAGCUGGUUCUUCAUUCAGAUGAUGAUCUUCUUGGAAUGCUGUCGGAUGAUCUGGUCAAGCCAGGUGCUGAAUCAGGUCUUGAUUUAUGCCCUUUCCAAGUGGACAGUUCCCCCUCUCCGUUCGCUGGUCUGGACAUUAGCACAAUUUCAGACGAUCAGUCAACGGCUCCUCAUUCAGGCAAUGCUAGAGGUCAUCGUACGUUACAGGAGGAACCACUGGAUGUCAUACUGAGUCCUGAGCUGGACAAGAUGGUUUCUGAUGGGGCCAUCCUCAGUAAGCUCUACAAAAUUCCAGAACUGGAAGGAAAAGACGUGGAGGAUUUAUUCACAGCAGUGCUCAGUCCCAGCACUAGUCAAGCACCUCAACUCCCUCAUCCACCAAACACUGUUCCUAAUGCACCAGUCCGAGCGGUGGCCCUUCACAAUCCAGGAAAUGGUGCAAUGUUCCCACGCAUGCCUAUGAUGAACGGUAUGAUGGGGCCAAACAGCCACUUUCCUCCGAACCCAAUGAUGCCUAGAGCUGGAUUGCCUGGCACAUUUUCUCCUCUUCACCGAAUGCCUUUUCCAGAAAAUGUCAGGGAGAAGAAAUUCAGUCAGUUAGGAGGCGAUGUUAUGGGUCCCUGGACAUCUCCUGUUCCCGUGCCUGGACCAGUCCCUCCAGCAGAGGCGGAGACUGACACAAUGUCUAAUGCUCAGAGGAGCACGCUGAAAUGGGAAAAAGAGGAAACACUGGGUGAAAUGGCCACUGUAGCACCUGUCCUUUACACCAAUAUGAACUUCCCCAACCUUCGAGAUGAGUUUCCAGAUUGGGCAACUAGAGUGAAGCAAAUUGCAAAGCUAUGGAGGAAAGCUAGCUCUCAGGAUAGAGCACCAUAUGUGCAAAAGGCAAGAGACAACCGAGCAGCCCUUCGCAUUAACAAAGUUCAGCUGUCUAAUGACAUGAUGAAAAUACAGCAACUGCAGGAGCCAGUGGACGCCUUUGAUCCCAGCAUUUCCAUGGACACAGAUCUGAUCUUCAAGGACCCGCUCAAGCCCAAGGAGACUGAGCAGGAGCAAGAGUGGAAGAUGAGACAGCAAAUGAGACAAAAGAGCAAACAACAAGCUAAGAUUGAGGCCACUCAGAAGUUAGAACAGGUUAAAAAUGAACAACAGCAACUUCAAAAACAGCAGCAACAACAGCAAUUCAGUGCAACCUCAGUUACAGACGCUCCUGAUAGUGGAAAUCAGAGUCCAAUAAAUACUCCCACCAGCAGCGGAGGUAAUUCUCCUGUGCAAGCAUUAACACCCAAGGAUUCCUUUACAAGAUGCCAAAAGCCUGGAACACCAACAUCAUCUCCAUCAAGAUAUAAUGUGUUUCUGCGUCCUCAACUUCCUCCCCCUUCAUCCACAGCAAAGACCCCUACCCAUGAUGCCCAGUGCCCGUUAUCUCAGCCUCCGUCUCCUCAAAUGUUUUCAGCUGAAUCCUCUAGUUCCCGCCCCUCUUCACCAUGGGAUCCUUAUGGCAAAAUGGUGGGAACCCCCCGGCCACCGUCUGGGUCUAGCACGCCUCGCAGAGGUUCAGUGUCUGAUGGCCAGGAGCGGAAUUGGCCCUCACCAGCCCAUGAAUCUUUUGGGUCUCCAACAUCCUCCAGCUCUGACCCAUAUGCAAAGCCUCCAGACACGCCUCGACCAUCAGACCCAUUUGUGAAACCUAUGGGUCCGUCCAGACCUGGACCAAUAUCGGAGCAGCAACAAGGGCGGAUAGGUAAUGUAACACCUGGUGACAAUUUCUCCAGAGCAGGCCAAAGAUCUGAAGCAUACCAGCGCAUGGCUCAUAACCGAAUGGUCCUCUCUGACCCUUACUCUAGACCGCUGUUAACACCCAUUCCAGGAAGUAAUGAGUCUGGAUCUGUGCCGCUCUUCAAAACACCCAUGCCUCCUCAGUCACAGCAAGACUCAUUCAGCGCCGCACAACAAGGUUUUAGAGUAGUGUCUUCUGAAACUUUCCCUCAAGUUCAACAGUCUGAUCCUUACGCACAUCAGCCUCUCACACCUCAUCCAUCACUUGGAGAUGGUUUCAACAAUGAGGGCAGAAUGAUGCGUCAAACACAAGGGAAUCCUUUCACCCAAGCAUUAUCCAUGAGCAGACAGCGGGAUCCGUAUGCACAGGCGCCAUCUACACCUAGACCAGGUUACCCUCAUCAGAUGCCUGACCCGUAUGCUCAACCUCCCGGUACUCCACGACCACAUGAUCCGUAUGCCCAGAUGCCUGGUACCCCAAGACCACACUCUGAUCCUUACCCAGUGACACCAUCCACACCUAGAACUGCAGCAAUGAAUCAGUUUUCACAGCCUAACAGUCGCAGACAAUCUCCAUCUCAUGCUAUUGAUCCCUAUGCACAAAUGCCGGGUACCCCGAGGCCUUCUCCUGGCGAGAGAUACCCUAAAUCCCCAGGGACUCCGAGAACCCCAGAUCCCUACUUGCAGCCUCCUAGAACUCCUCGACCGGUUCAUAAUGACCCAUAUUCCCAAGCCCCCGUUAUGUCUUGUCCAGGGGCUGGCCCAGAGGCCUUCUCCAGACUGAUUCCCAGAGGAAACGUAAUUUCUCAUCAAAUUGACCCAUUUGGCCAUCAAACAGAACCAUUUGGGCAUCAAACCCAAAGCAGGAUGCUGGACCCAUUUGCUCGUCCAUCUGCCCCUGGUUCUCAAACACCAAAACAUCCUGGGAUCCUCCUGCCACAGACAAACCCUAACCAGACACCUGUCCAUGAUCCGUUUGAACAAGCUCCAUUACCUCCAUGUUCACAAACAGGAGAAAGAAUGUCACAUGAUGUUUCAGCAAACACUGGCAAUGCUUCAGAUUCACAGAGCAUAAUGCAGCCACCACUUGGAGACGCAGAAGAGAAAAUCAAACAGCGCCAAAUACUACGGCAGUUAAUUCUCAAACAGCAGAAGGAGAAAAGUGCUAUUAGACAGGAAAAGGGACUCCAGGAGGCAGCAGCUGCAACAAUACCUGGGACUCCACGGCAUUGGUCGCAGGAUGAUGCUGGGGCUAAAAAUGAUAUUUUUGGCAGACCCCCACCCCCGUAUCCAGGGACUAUGAGCUCUUCACUGAUGCAGGCUGGACGAAGAUUUCCAGGAACUUUCUGAGAUCAAAGAGGUCCCUUGCCUGAUGAACUUCAUUGCUCUCGACCACCAUUCCCCAGGGACCUGAACAACAUGGCAAUGAGACCCCAAGGACAGAGGUUUGGAUUUCAUCCUGGUCCUCCAAGCCAAGAUCAGUUCCUCCGGAACAAGAUGCAAGGUGGCAUGAUUGUUGACAGUGUUUCACCACACAUGAGAAGACCAAUGGGGAGUAAUCAUCAGAUGUGUAUUCCCCAGCAUUUUCCACCACGUGGCCCUCAAAUGCAGCAACACAACAUAAUGGGUCAACCAUUCAUUGAGCUCCGUCACAGAGCUCCUGAAAACAGAGUCAGAAUACCUUUUGGGACACAUAAUGUUUUGGAUCAUACUAAUCAUUCUCAUAGACCCCCUAAUGGCUUCAUGGGUGGCCAGAAUAUUGCAUUUCCUGGAAACCAAGUUCCCAGAAUGAUGGAUCCUAUGUUUGGUCACUCUCAACAAGGAUCAAUCAGUCAUCUGCAGACACCGACCAAUUCGGAGAAUCGACACCCUCUGAUAAAUACCUCAGCAAUUACAACACAACUACAGAUUCCAUUAGCAGCACAGCUUAGCCAUUCAGUCAGUAAUGGUUUAGUUACUCCAUCUCAGCUGCAGCUCUCUGGUCCAUCAGAGGAAAUGUCAUUGUCUUGUAGUGAUGGUAUUGAAGAAAAGCUGGACCCAGAUGAUUCUGCUGUGAAGGACCUUGAUGAUGUUGAGGUCAAAGACUUGGUCGAUGAAGAUCUGGACAACCUGAACCUUGAUGCCGAUGACGGCAAAGACAUAGACCUGGAAACAAAUGACCUUCAUCUCGAUGAUCUUCUGGAAUCUGGGUUUGAUCUCAUUGCUUAUGCAGAUCCUGAGCUGAACCUCGAGGACAAAAAAGAUAUGUUUAAUGAAGAGCUGGAUUUGAGUGAUUCCAUUGAUGACCAAGGGGAAACUUCAGAGCUUCAGAAGAGUCUGUCUGUUAAAAGAAGUGCCGCUAGUGGAAAUGUGUCGUCGGCUCAACCUCAAUCAGAGGAUGAACAUUCCAUUAUUGUCAAAUUAGAGAAGAACCUGUCGAACGAGGGUAAUCCUCAGCCUGACAGAAUGGUGAAAACAGAGGUAUAUCAAGCUUUAAUAUCCAACCAAGAGGCAUCUCUGAUGGUAAACUCUGUGGAUGAGCAUCAACCUAUGAGUAGUAAAGGUGGUCAAGACAAUGUCUCUAAUCGUUUUGAUGAGUCUUGUGCUGGUGCACAUCCUGGGUCUGCUCUAGUACUGUCUAACAUCAAGGAGAAACAUGAAGACCCUACUCUCCAAACUAAUCUUGGCCCCAGUGUCCAGACAAACAUGGGUUUGGUGAUGCUUCAAGGACAAUCUCAAGAUCUGGUGCAUAGGGUUGACCCAUCUGUAACUCAAGCAGCACUGUUUGGUAACCCAACUAUGAAGCAAUCAGGAAACCAGCAGAUGCCUCUUCAAGGGUUUGGAUCUUCACAAGGCCAGCAAGUGGAUCUAAACCUCCCAAUGUUUAGCGGUUCCCAUCCUGUUAACCCAACUCAACAGGGGAUGUUCACUUCUGGAGCUGCCGGGACACAAGCUUCUCAAGAGCAGCAGAAUCAACUGAACCGACCUCUUCUGUUAGACGAACAGCCUCUGCUUCUGCAAGAUCUGUUAGAUCAAGAGAGACAAGAGCAACAACAACAGAGGCAGAUGCAGGCCAUGAUUUGCCAACGCUCCAAUGACCCUUUUUUCCCGAACUCUGAUUUUGACACCAUUGCUGACCCAAUCAUGAAGGCAAAGAUGGUGGCUCUAAAGGGGAUCAACAAAGUCAUGGUACAGAACAGUAUGGGCAUGGCUCCAAUGAUGAUGAACAGAAUGCAACAGGUGCCUGGAACACAUGGCCCAGAUCCAAGUGGUUUCUCUCAACAUUUUUUUGGACCGGAUGGGAAGAUGCCACCACAGAUUACAAGGCCCAAUCCCCCUAAUUUUGGACCUGGGUUUGUCAACGAAUCACAAAGGAAACAGUAUGAGGAGUGGCUUCAAGAAACACAACAGCUUCUUCAGAUGCAGCAGAAGUUUCUAGAGGAACAAAUUGGGUCCAACAGGAAAUCUAAAAAGGCCCUCUCUGCAAAACAGCGGACAGCAAAAAAAGCUGGGCGGGAGUUCCCAGAGGAAGAUGCAGAACAGCUGAAACAAGUGACUGAACAGCAGAGUGUGGUUCAAAAGCAGCUGGAACAGAUACGAAAGCAACAGAAGGAACAUGCUGAGCUCAUCGAGGAGUAUCGUGUUAAACAGCAACAAGAGCAACAACGCCUCCAACCUGGUGUCAUGGGUCCAGUACAGGCUAUGCCAGGAAUGCAGGCACGCCAAGGAAUAAUGCCUGGUGGACCUCCAAUGGGUCAACCGACGAUGGGUCCUAUGAUGCCCAUGCAACAAACACACCUCGGUCAGUCAAGACCUCCUCGCAUGCCUAACAUGCCAGGGUGGCACCCAGGUGCUGUUCGGCCAAUGGGUGGACCUAGGAUGCCACCUCAUAUGCCCCCUCAAAUACCAUUGUCCACUGUAGGCCAGCCUCUCCAGACUCGGCUUCCUCCUCCAAUGGAUCCAGGAGGUAAACCCGACCAACCCGGUGCGGUUGCUGGAGGAAAUGGCGCAGGAGCCAAUAUUGGUGGCCCUCAUGUGAAGUUUGAUGAUAAUAAUCCAUUCAGCGAAGGUUUCCAGGAGCGCGAGCGUCGGGAGCGCCUUCGUGAACAGCAGGAAAAGCAACGCGUUCAACUCUUGCAGGAAGUUGAGAGGCAAAGGGCUUUGCAGAGUUUCGAGAUUGAGCACCAGGGCAUUGGAAUCAGACCCGACAGCAGCGGGGAUGGCCUUUCCCAGAUGCCCUUCUUUAACUCUGACCUGUCACAAGAAUUCGUUCAGACACCCAGACCUCAACAGCAGCUGAUGGGUCAAGUGUUCCCUCAGCCACCAAACAUGCCUUUAGACUUUGUGGGUUCAAGUCCUGCAUUUCAGCACAGUGGAGAGCGCAGACCUGUACCUGGGAAUAGCUCUUUCGGUCCAGAUAUGGGACCAAAGUUUCAGUCCAAUAAUCCUGCAUUGUGUGGUUUCCCACCAGGUCAGUCUCGGCCUCCAGGGAUUGAAAGGCUUGGAAUGUCACCCUAUGGUGGUGGUGAUGCGUCCUCAUAUUCCAUAGAUUCUACAACCCCGUUACCUGCUAAUUUUCCUGGCUCGGGACAGUCCCUGAUCCAACUCUACUCCAACAUCAUUCCUGAGGAGAAAGGCAAAAAGAAACGCAACCGGAAGAAGAAACGGGACGAUGAUGCAGAUUCCAUGAAAACUCUUUCUACACCACACUCUGACCUCACUGCCCCGCUUACACUGUGUGUAUCUGACACAUCUUCCACCCCGACGUGCACUGCUGCCAUCUUGGGUGACCAAGACACAUCAGAGUUCUACAACCCCACAGGCUCUGGCCUUCCAUUAUCUACAGAGCAAGAGAAACAACUUUCUGGAGGUACUCUGCUGCGGCGGCAGUCAAGUGUAGGCUCUGAGGCAGAGAGGAAUGAGCUCCUCCGUGAGAUCAAGAUGGAAAGGUUGGAGAGCAGUGAGUGCCAGAAGACUGAGGGAGAGCUGGCACACAGCCAGAGUACAGCAGCAGGCAUUAUAAAGAUGGAAGAGAAUAAUGAGGUCAUUUCCUCCAUUCCAACAUCCCAGAGUGAGGAUACGGGAAAUGAGCUGCUCAAACACCUUCUGAAGAACAAGAACACCCCUCCACCUCCUCCAACACAUCAACUGUGUAAUGACAGUAUACGAUCAGAGGAUGAGAGCCUGGGUGACCGUAAAAGCUCUUUAAGAUUGGACAUUACAAAAUCUUUAAGCCACUUGACAGGAGUUGUUGAUCUUGAUGCAUCCGUACCCGAGCAAUGCAAGAAGAAACAGCGCAAUAAAAGGACACCUAAGAGCGGAGCUGAGAAACCUCUGUCACGCUGGAAAAAACGAAAGAAAGAAGAUGAAGAGAGGCAGUCCAUGUACACCAACACAGAUACACUGAUGACACAACUCGAACAGCAGCUCUCUAUGCUGCCUCUGAUGGAGCCCAUGAUCGGGGUAAACUUUGCAUACUUUCCUCCGUAUGGCAGCGGUCAGCUGAACGGAGCGAGCAGACUGUCUGGAUCAUUUGGAAGUGCGUCGCUGGAUGGCGUAUCCGAUUAUUAUUCACAACUCAUCUAUAAGCAGAACAAUCUUAGCAAUCCCCCAACACCGCCUGCUUCACUGCCUCCCACACCGCCCCCUGUGGCAAGACAGAAGAUAUUAAAUGGCUUUGCUACUGCAGAGGAACUGGCCAGGAAAGCCGAAGUUAUGGUUUCUAAAAGCUUGGCUCAGAAGCAGCUCAGCGUUUCAUUUAAAGGUGAAGAAGAUCUGCUGACUCACACAAUCACUCAGGGUCCAAAAACUGUUGACGUUCCCGCUUCUCUACCGACUCCACCCCACAACAACCAGGAGGAACUUCGGGGUCAGGAUCACUAUGAGGACAGGGACACUCCUGACAGCUAUGUUCCGUCAUCUUCUCCUGAGAGUGUGGUGGGUAUGGAGAUCAGCUGUUAUCCAGAUCUUUCUCGAGUUAAAGAAGAGCCGCCAUCUCCUGCUGCCUCUCCGGUCAUCCCCAUGCUGCCCAGUGCCAGUGGGAAAGGCUCUGAAGCCAAACUGUGGGAAGUCAAGAAAGAGCCAGCAUGCAGUUUCAUUGGUUCACAAUUUGGACAGCUGUCCACCUGCUCAAGAUCUGAUCUGGUGUCUGUAGCCAUUACUCUGCAGCCAGCUGCCGCACAGAAUAUUCAAGGUGUGAUGUUGACAUUGGCGAACAUGCUGAAUGUGUCCAUCCCGGGGAGUUAUGAAGUGAUCCGGUCUCUAGAAUCAGAGCAGGUGCCUCCUCAAACUGCCAUGUUUCAUCAGCAGCCUGCGAUGAGACUCCUCCGGCCACCGAUUAAUUCAUUCCGUGAGGGUUCAGCUGUUGUCAGACCAGACUAUCAGGAGAGCAGAAACAGCCCAGGGCUUAAACCACAGUGGUGCUCUCAUUGCAAGGUGGUGGUUCUUGGAAAUGGGGUCCGCAAAUCUACCAAAGACCUGCCUGUGAAUAAACAGGCCUGUGGAAGAGCUGAAGGGAAUCUGGUCUUCUGCAGUCACAACUGCGUCCUUCUCUUCUCAGCUGACAUGCAGACUAAAUCUGUAGAUGGCAGGCCAAACAUGUCUCUACUGUCUGAUGACAAGCAGAUGAAGGUGCUCCAUCAGUACAGUAACAACAUAUCUGAUCUGGACGUUCACUGUCUGGCUCGACUGCAACCUAAGCUGUCUCCACCAUCCGCUCCUCUUACAUGCUUCCCUUCAAUCACUUCUGAAACAUUCAGAGGAGACAAGUCUGAUACUCUCAAAGUCACCGUCAAACUGAAGCCUCGUCCUCGAGCCGUGCACAACGACGGCGAUGAACCUCGCUUCUUGUCCCCUAAGCGCUGGAAGGCUCUGCGGUGGAGGAAAUGGAGCAUUCAGAUCGUGGUGCCCAAGGGCAACUACCACCUGCCGGGGGAAGCAGAAGUGGACGAACUGCUGAAGAAACUUGGGACGGCUCUCCGGCCUGAGCCCCUGCCCAGAGACACGCGCCGCUGCUGCUUCUGCCACCAGGAAGGAGACGGUCUCACUGACGGUGCGGGCCGCCUCCUCAACCUAGACCUGGACCUGUGGGUGCACCUCAACUGUGCCCUGUGGUCGACGGAGGUAUACGAGACCCAGGCUGGAGCUCUUAUUAACGUGGAGAUGGCGCUGAGGAGAGGCCUGUCGGUGCGCUGCGUGUACUGCCAGCAGAUUGGCGCCACGAGUGGCUGCCACCGGUUGCGCUGCACCAACGCCUACCAUUUCACCUGUGCCGUUAGAGCGCAGUGCAUCUUCUUCAAAGACAAGACCAUGUUGUGCCACUUGCACCGACCAAGGGGAAGCAGCUCGUUCGGAGGCCUGCUGGGGACCGAUCAUGAGCUCCGCUGCUUUGCCGUGUUUCGCCGGGUGUACGUGCAGAGGGACGAGGCCCGGCAGAUCGCCAGCAUCAUUCAGAGGGGGGAACGGGAACACACCUUCCGCGUGGGAACCCUGGUGUUUCAUUCUGUUGGUCAGCUGCUUGCUCAGCAGAUGCAGGCCUUCCACUCAGUGUCUGCCAUCUUUCCUGUGGGCUACGAGGCCAGCCGCAUCUACUGGAGCAUGCGUCACGGAAACCGCCGAUGCCACUACGUGUGUUCCAUCGAUGAGAACGAUGACGAGCCAGAGUUUACCAUUCGUGUGGUGGAGCAGGGUUACAAUGACUUGAUUCUUACCGGAUCCUCGCCAAAAGGCGUGUGGGAGAAAGUUCUUGAGCCGGUGGCAGAGAGAAGGAAUGAGACCGGAUCUCUGAAACUCUUUCCGGUCUAUCUGAAGGGAGAGGAUCUGUUUGGAUUAACGGUUUCUGCUGUUACCAGGAUCGUGGAAUCUCUUCCUGGUGUGGAGGCGUGUGAGCGUUACACUUUCCGCUAUGGCUGUAAUCCACUGAUGCAGCUGCCUUUGGCUGUAAACCCUUCUGGAUGUGCCCGCUCUGAACCUAAAGCAUGCACACAUGUCAAGAGGUUUGUGUUAAGGCCUCAUACACUGACCAGAUGCAGCUCUUCUAAAGCUUUGCAGAGUCCUGGAAAUCCAACUGAGAUGACUGGCCCUCCAUACAGCAAAAACUUUGUCCACUCCAAGUCCGCUCAAUAUCGUCGCAUGAAGGCUGAGUGGAAGUCCAACGUCUACCUGGCCCGCUCACGCAUACAGGGAUUAGGCUUGUAUGCAGCCAGAGACAUUGAAAAAUAUACCAUGGUGAUUGAAUAUAUUGGUACCAUCAUUCGCAAUGAGGUUGCAAAUCGGAAGGAGAAGAUGUAUGAGGCGCAGAAUCGUGGAGUCUACAUGUUUCGCAUUGAUAGUGAGCAUGUCAUUGAUGCAACUAUUACAGGAGGACCUGCAAGGUACAUAAACCACUCCUGCGCACCCAACUGCAUUGCUGAGGUGGUAACGCUUGAAAGAGGUCACAAAAUCAUCAUCAGUUCCAACCGGCGAAUCCAGCGAGGCGAAGAGUUGUGUUACGACUACAAAUUUGACCUUGAGGACGAUCAGCAUAAAAUCCCGUGUCACUGUGGUGCAGUAAACUGCCGGAAGUGGAUGAACUGAAGAGAAACGAUGGACAGUUCAACACAUAUGCAUUCCUUGUUUUAGUUUUAUGAUUAAUGACAACUUUUAAAAUGAAACAACAGAUAAAAACGAAAAUGUUUAGACCGCAGAACUGUAAGGCUUCAAAUCAAUGGCAAGCGAGUCAGUAUAGCAUAUGAGCACCUUUCUCCUAAACUAAAAGCAGGCUGCACACUGGUUACUCUGAAUUGCAAAGACAAUGUUAAUGUAUUUUGAUCUGCGUUUGAGACGAGAUGAAGAACUCUAGCAGACAGCGGCGAGCGAGAGGUUUUUAAAGGUGGGCUUGGGCUUGAAAGUGCUGGCCACAGCCUUAUUUAGACAUUAAGAGGCUGGUCCUCUAGCUAAAGAAAUCUAUUUACAAAUAUAUACAGAUAGUUACAGAAAUGUAGACACCACUGAACAAGGAAUGUACUGAGAAGACUUCCUUAGGGAUAAAGCUAAGGGAAUGAUUAACUUGCACUAAACCAGAAAGAUACCGUUGAAAUACUUGAUUCCAUGAGUCAGUUUAUUUUUUCCUUUGUUUUAUUUCUGUAAAAUAAGAGACAGCUUUUGUAUUUAUUAUGGAUUGAAGCUAUUUUUUAAAAAUGUGGAAAAGCAGAGAAGUUGAACUGCUUGGAAAGCCUGCCGAUCGGACAGAACAUGUUACUUUAUAUAUGAUGUGUAAAUAUCCGUCUAUAAAUACAAAUGUGUAAAUACUCGACCAAAUGUUACCUUAACGUUAUCUGGGCGAUCUUUUGUUUUCAGUAAAACAAAACGAAACAAAAAAAUGUAUUUAAGAAGGAUGUCGAGAUAUCAUUUUAAGAGUAUAUGUGUUGUAUAAAAUUGUACAGAAUCUGUAAAAACUUAAGAAUUAUUCAGAGUAUUUUUGUUGUAUUUAGAAUGUAGAAACUUGUCUAAAAUGAUCUGACCACUUGAAGAAAUUUCUUUCCUUUUCUAAUCUAUUUUCACAAUCGAAACGAUCACCAGUCAUGAUUGUGACUGAUCUUAACUGUUCAUCAGAAUAGUGCGCUGUGAAUUUCCAUUCAGAUCCACCCAUCAUGGUAGUUUCCCAUCGCCAGCACAGCUGCUCCACACCGCUCACAACGCACCCCGAACUUCAGAGGUGAAGUUCAAUGCCUUUCACAUUCACAGAACUCAAUGCUUAGAUUCAUGCUACCUUCAUGUUUACAUUGAAAAGAAGACUAUAGAUGUUUUGUUUAAAAGUGAAAAUCAUGUUAUGUUUAUACAAACUCGAUGCUAUGAAAUCAUUCAAAACCUGGUAAUGGCACUUUGCAGACCAGUUUGAAAUGAAGGUUUUUUUUCAAUGUGCACAGCUCACUUGGACUGCAGUUCUUACUAUACCUAGACAGUCCUGAGCUUGUUACAUACAUGGCAUGGUGUAUUUUUUCAACUUUAAGAUGAAUGAGUUGUACAUAUUUUCUCAAUGACUGGCUGUAAUGAAAUUUGUUUCUUGGAUAUUUUCCCUAUUUGUACAAUAUUCAGACAUUUAACAGUAUUUGUCAUUUUUUGUCCUGUAAAGUAGUAUCCAAUGAUAAAGUUUUUUUUCUUUGUUUUUGUUUGUUUUUGGAGUAUACAAAGUGUGGGUUUUGGAAUUUGUGGAAUCAGAUUUAGGAGCAUUUACAAAAACAAAAUAAAAUAUUUUACAUCAUA